Messenger RNA from Myotis daubentonii (Daubenton's bat), 1934 nucleotides. RefSeq lists its product as uncharacterized. The record is from RefSeq and is a predicted model, not a curated record. Bases 1 to 831 code for a protein of 276 amino acids. The transcript has 3 exons. Lineage: Eukaryota; Metazoa; Chordata; Mammalia; Chiroptera; Vespertilionidae.
AUGCUAUGGCUCCUUAAUUGUGACUCCAAAUCCCAGGGUGCAGUUCUUCUUGGAAACUUGUGCAUCCUGGGAACUGAAGUAUCGGAACAGUGGAGGGAGGCCUUUCCCGGCGUGCAGUGCGAGGCUGCGAGCGAACUGGGGCGGUGGGGAUCCACCCGGAGGCGGGAGGCGCAGCCGCGGCCGGGGCGCGUCUGCGCUACUGACCUGGACGAGGUAGACCAUGACUGUCUCUUUGGUGGCGUUGCUCGCUGGCCCGCUUUUCCUGAGGUUUCCCUAAGCCACCCCCCUGGUGGAACCGCUCGCAGGUAUGGGCGGGCGGGCGUGGAGCGAGGGGCGCGCGGUCGCGAUCCUCCUCUGGGCGCGAGUGAAGGAUCGGCGAGGACCCCGCCCCCGCGCACCCGCCGCCUCACCUGCGCGCCGGGACCUUUGCGCCGGAGGAGUCAGCGGGGAGUGCAGGCUCCGGAGGGGAGGCUGGAACUGGUGCGGCCACUGCGGGGGGGCAGGGGCAAGGGGCCCGGCUCUCACGGUUCCCGUCAUUCACCUGGGCACGCAGGUGCCCUUCUCAGAAAGCACCUGUGGUGUUUACAACUCUUGUUGGUGCAAGUCUGGCUCUUCCCUCUUCUCUCGGCCAUUCUGGAGUAUGAUACGUUCUCAAGAAGCCAUAGUUUUCAUAGGGUCCCCAAUACCUACUCAUUUCAAAUUUCCUCUGGAUUAUUACAAAAACUCCUCCGACACCUGAAUGCCAUCCAUGAUGCCUUCCUUCCCCUUAUCUUUCAACUCUUAGCGGUCAUGUUCAAGUCAUUAACAACUGGAGUAGAUUUUAACAUCUAAAUAUGUCUUAACUCUAUUUCCUCCCAUCUCUGUUGUCGGGGCUCUAAUAUUAUAUAGCAGCAUGUUUUGGAAAAAUAAAAAUGCUGACCUCAUUUUUACAACUGUAAUACUUUAAACAAUAAAGAUAAAAAUAAUUUUAAAGUUGAAAAAAAUAGAUUUGAACUCUAAAAGGCAUUUUCAACUGUUUGGACUCGUGUCUUUCAUCGAUCUUUUUUUUAAAAGCACUUUUUUUUCCUUACUAUAAUUGAUAAUAAAUUUUUCUAUUAAAGUAAAGGAUAGGUUUCUUUACAAAACACAUGGUUCAGUAGAAAUAGCUUAGUAAAAAAUAAAAACAAAUAACUUUUGAGAGAGCUGUUUAAAGACAUCAGAUUUAUCAUUUUUCCUAAUCCUUUACUGAAAUAUGUCAAAUACUAUUCAUUAUUUUAAAAAAAACACCUAAAAGCUAUGUUCUACAUUAUAUCUGCAGAACUUAUAACUGGAAAUUUGUAACUUUUGAUCAGUCUUUUCUAUGUGUUCAUUUUUUUUUUUUUUUUAAGAUUCCAAAUGUGAGAGUACGAUAUUUCUCUUUCUCUAUCUGACUUUAUUUCACUUAAUACCCUCAAGGUCCAUUCAUGCAAAUGACAGGAUUUUCUUCGUUUUUAUGGCUGAUUAAUAUUUCAUCGUGUAUAUACACCACAUUUUUUGUAUCCAUUCAUCUCUCCAUGGACACUUUGUUUCCAUGACUUGGCUGUUGUAAACAGUCUGCAAUAAAUAUGGGGGUGCAGAUAUUUCUUCGAGAAUGGUUUUGUUUCCUUCUGAUAUUCGGGGUAGAAUUAGGGAUAAUAUGGUAGUUUUAUGUUUAAAUUUUGAGGAACCUCCAUACAGUUUUCCACAGUGGCUGCACCAGUUUACAUUCCCACCAGCAGUGCACAGGGUUCUUGUCUCCACAUCCUUGACAAAACUUAUCUCUUGUUUUUUGAUGACAGCCAUUCUGACAGGUGUAAGGUGAUAUCUCAUUGUGGUUUUCAUUUGCAUUUCUCUGAUGAUUGGUGAUGAGCAGCUUUUCAUUUACCUGUUGGCCAUUUGUGUCUUUGGGAAAAGUUCCUCGGCCCAUUUUUAAUCUG